AUGCAUAAGCUGGUGUUCUGUUGUCUCGUUAUUAUCAGCUUCUCCUGUCCUCUCUCGUCUCUUCCCAUCAUCAACGCCAGUGAGAUGUCUCAUCAACUCUCAGCUGAUGAAGACUCAAGACUAAAUCUGGAGCGGCUGGGCAGCCCGGGAAGCACUGCCCUGUUCCAGUUUCUGCCAGAGCUCCUGGGCACACUGACCGAAGACAGCAAAGCAGGUCUUAGCCCAAGCAGCUACAACCCACAGGAAAAUAUCAAAGAGACUUUCCACGGAAAUCAUCCUCGAAUUGCUCUGCUGGGCCGCUUCUUGACCAAGGACAGGAAACAGUACAAGAAACGCGGGAAUCUUUCCGAAUGCUUCUGGAAAUACUGUGUGUAA
Molecule: messenger RNA, 375 nt
Organism: Mesitornis unicolor (brown roatelo)
Lineage: Eukaryota; Metazoa; Chordata; Aves; Mesitornithiformes; Mesitornithidae
Gene: UTS2
Product: urotensin 2
Exons: 4
Coding region: 1-375 (124 amino acids)
Biological process (GO): regulation of blood pressure; blood vessel diameter maintenance
Cellular component (GO): extracellular region
Molecular function (GO): hormone activity
Source: RefSeq, a predicted model, not a curated record